Molecule: messenger RNA, 498 nt
Organism: Camelina sativa (false flax)
Lineage: Eukaryota; Viridiplantae; Streptophyta; Magnoliopsida; Brassicales; Brassicaceae
Source: RefSeq, a predicted model, not a curated record
AUGAGCGAGAAGGGUCGUGAGGCUUAUCUGGUUACUAUAUCUAUGCCAGAUUCAGUGAGGAAGUCUACGAAGAAGGAUGGGAGUUUCCAGUUGUGUAUGGAUUAUCGAGGUUUGAACUGGGUCACUGUGAAGAACAAGUACCCUCUUCCUAGGAUCGAUGAGUUAUUGGAUCAGUUGAGGGGUGCUACUUGGUUCUCCAAGGUAGAUCUGGCGUCGGGUUAUCAUCAAAUACCGAUAGAUGAGGUAGAUGUGAGGAAGACGGCUUUCAGGACGAGGUAUGGGCAUUAUGAGUCUGUGGUGAUGCCUUUCGGGUUUACUAAUGUGCCAGCAGCGUUUAUGAGAUUGAUGAACAGCGUGUUUCAGGAGUUUCUGGAUGUGUCUAUCAUCAUUUUCAUCGAUGAUAUCCUGGUUUAUUCUAAGAGUCCUAACGAGCAUGCAGAGCAUUUGAUGGCAGUUCUUGAGAAGCUACGGGAGCAGAAGUUGUUUGCGAAGCUGAGC